UUGGCAAAGGACACGAUUAACGUUCGUUGGCCAAACAUCAAUUUCAUGGAGAAUGUACAGCUUAUACUCACUGUUCCCGCUGAAUUUACCGACAAAGCAAAGGGAAUAAUGAGAGAAUGUGCCUUUAAUGCUAAUCUUAUCAAUACUUUGCAAUCUAGCCAUCUUCGAUUUACCACCGAACCGGAAGCUGCUGCUUUAUAUUGUAUGAAAGUGUUAAAAGAAUACUUUGAUAACUCAGUUGGAACGUCCUUCCUUAUAUGUGAUUGUGGAGGUGGCACCGUAGAUCUAACAACACGUACACUUUUAGAAGGAAAUAAACUAGGAGAGAUCACCGAACGAACUGGUGGUUUUUGUGGAGGCAGUUAUGUGGAUCAAGAAUUCGUUAAAUAUCUUAGACGCAAAGUCGGUUCUAUCGCUGUCGAUAAUCUUAAAGAAAAACACUAUGGUCAAUAUCAAUACAUGAUUCAACAAUUUUGUAAACUUGUAAAAUUGCCUUUUACUGGCGAUCGAAAUGCUUUCAGACUUAUUGAGUUCGAUCUUGGAGAAAAUUGUCCGGUGAUUAAACAAUAUGUGCAGGGGAAGGAUAAGUCACUACUAGAAGAGGAAGAAUGGAUUUUAGAAUUAGACUUUGAAACUGUGAAAUCGAUGUUUGACCCAGUAAUUGGGAAGAUUAUUCGGCUAAUACGUAAUCAGUUAAAUUCUGGAAAUUGUCAAGCAUUAUUUUUAGUAGGAGGAUUUAGCGAAUCAAAGUAUCUGCAAUCGCGAGUUAAGGAAGAGUUCGAUUCACAAGUGGGAACUAUUGCUGUACCUCGGCAACCCAUAACAGCAAUUGUUCGUGGAGCGGUCGAUUAUGGCCUAAAAUUUAGUACUAUAAAAGAUAGAGUAUUAACAUAUACAUAUGGUGUGUUAACUUCUCCGAAAUGGACUGAAGGUGAUCCUCCGGAACGGAAAAGAAGCGAUGGCCGGAUUGAUAAGUUCUUAGAAAUGGCUAAACGUGGAACUCGAGUUAACGUGGACCAAAAGUUUUCCCAAAGUUUGGUUCCUAUUAAAGAAGAUCAAACACGGCUGUCCAUGGAUACCUAUGUUACUAGAGAGUAUAGUGCAACAUUUUGUGAUGAACCAGGAAUGAAACUACUUGGAGCUUUUACUAUCGACUUGCCAGAUACUCACCUUGGUUUAAAUAGGCCGGUGCGAUAUACACUUUCUUUCGGUCAGAUGGAAAUAGAAUGUAUUGCAAGGAAUGAAACCAAUGGAAACGUUUAUAAUACUACUUUUACUUUGGAUUUAGAUUAA
Acaulospora colombiana is the source of this 1293-nucleotide messenger RNA. The record is from the annotation of a GenBank genome assembly. Lineage: Eukaryota; Fungi; Glomeromycota; Glomeromycetes; Diversisporales; Acaulosporaceae.